AUGCAAAAACUUUUUCACUUUUGUGUUAAAUUCUUCACGAAGGAAGUUGCUGGAACACUGGUUGCUCAACAAAACACACUACGAGAACAAAUUAGACAAUCUGAGCAAAAUCUAAAUGCACAACAUGGGGUAUUACUUAGGCAACAGCAAACUCAAAUAUCGACAAUGGCUUCACAAUUGGAAUCGAAUCGAAUAAAAGCAGAUCUCGAGAAAUGUGAUAUUGAAGUAGCUGAUAUUGAUAAAGUGCUGAAGCCUAUUAUAGAUUCUUGUACAAAGGAUAAUAUUUCUUCAGGGAAGAGUUGGAUAUUACAAAAUGCAACGACUAAUGCUCAUGCAGCAGCUAUAUCACAGUAUCUUUUAGAAAAAGUAAUUCAGCCCGAUGCAAAUUUUGCUCAGAAACUGCACAUUAUAUAUUUGGUUAACGAUGUUCUUCAUCACUGUGCCAGAAAAAAUGCUGAAGAACUAAAGAAAUGUUUGGAAAAUGUUGUUGUGCCAAUGUAUUGCAAUGCUCAUAGCAUGGCUGAUAUCACAGAAGAGCAGCAAGCAAAAUUAGACAAACUGUUACGUCUGUGGGAAGCAAAAGCAAAUUACUUUGACAGCACAUUAAUUGAAAAAUUGAAAAAACCAGAACUGUCUCUUCGAGAA
Messenger RNA from Ctenocephalides felis (cat flea), 645 nucleotides. RefSeq names its product calcium homeostasis endoplasmic reticulum protein-like. The record is from RefSeq and is a predicted model, not a curated record. The annotation marks the transcript as partial. Gene Ontology annotation, cellular component: perinuclear region of cytoplasm. The transcript has 7 exons. NCBI's taxonomy places the organism in Eukaryota, Metazoa, Arthropoda, Insecta, Siphonaptera, Pulicidae. Gene Ontology annotation, biological process: intracellular calcium ion homeostasis.